Messenger RNA from Mesocricetus auratus (golden hamster), 1315 nucleotides. It is a transcript of the gene Jmjd7, whose product is annotated as jumonji domain containing 7. The record is from RefSeq and is a predicted model, not a curated record. Gene Ontology annotation, molecular function: 2-oxoglutarate-dependent dioxygenase activity. The coding region runs from base 18 to 968 and encodes 316 amino acids. Lineage: Eukaryota; Metazoa; Chordata; Mammalia; Rodentia; Cricetidae. The transcript is spliced from 8 exons.
CUCUUCCCGCGGGCGUCAUGGCGGAGGCGGCCCUGGAUACUGUGCGUAAUGUGUUACAGGAGUUCCCGGCGGCGGCUCGCGACCUCUGUGUACCUCGUGCUGUGCCCUACCUGGAUGAGCCCCCAAGUCCACUCUGCUUCUACCGGGAUUGGGUGUGUCCCAAUAGGCCCUGCAUUAUUCGCAAUGCCCUGCAGCACUGGCCAGCCCUCCAGAAGUGGUCCCUCUCCUACUUAAGAGCCACAGUGGGCUCCACAGAGGUGAGUGUGGCUGUGACCCCAGAUGGUUACGCGGAUGCUGUGCGAGGGGACCGAUUUGUGAUGCCUGCUGAACAUCGUCUGCCCAUGAGCCAUGUGCUGGAUGUGUUGGAGGGUCGGGCCCAGCACCCAGGAGUCCUCUAUGUGCAGAAACAGUGCUCCAAUCUGCCCACUGAGCUGCCUCAGCUUCUGUCAGACAUGGAGUCCCAUGUACCCUGGGCCUCUGAGUCACUGGGAAAGAUGCCUGAUGCUGUGAACUUCUGGCUGGGGGAGGCAGCUGCAGUGACAUCCUUGCACAAGGACCACUAUGAGAAUCUGUACUGUGUGGUCUCUGGCGAGAAACACUUCUUGUUACAUCCACCCAGUGACCGGCCCUUCAUCCCCUAUGGUUUGUACACACCGGCGACCUACCAGCUGACCGAAGAGGGCACUUUUAGGAUGGUAGAUGAGGAGGCCAUGGAGAAGGUGCCCUGGAUUCCACUGGACCCCCUGGCUCCAGACCUGGUCUGCUACCCCAGUUACAGCCAGGCACGGGCCCUUCACUGCACAGUUCGGGCAGGCGAACUGUUGUACCUACCAGCUAUGUGGUUCCACCAUGUCCAGCAGUCCCACGGCUGCAUUGCUGUGAAUUUCUGGUAUGACAUGGAGUAUGACCUCAAGUACAGUUACUUCCAGCUACUGGACUCCCUCACUAGAACCACAGGCCUUGACUGAUGGGACCCUCACAGACACUGCAAGCUGAUGUGUGGGGGGUUGAUUCUAGCUGUUGCCUGGGUUCCUGUGUGGGUUGAGAUCAGCCUUGAAGAAAUUUGGAAUAUAGUUGGAGGACCAGGAGAUGCCAGACAGGUCUGGGUGAGGGUGUCCAGGAAGUUGCCACACAGGUGACAAGGAAACAUGGAUCAGGCACAGCAGUGCUUCUCACCAGUGCUAUGACCUUGGGUGAGUCACUGCAUGUUGGCAUCAGUCAUUUGGCUGUAAAGUGGAGAUAAUGAUGGCUCUAGCUCCCAGGGCUGUUGUGGGAUAGACAUGGACCAACAUAAAUAAAAGGUGGCGUUGAUAAA